GUGAUUUUUGAUUAAUAUUGACUCAAUGACUGAAAAGUUAUUAGCUAUUUUACUCGUCGUGUCGGGUAUUCGGACGGUCGUUUGCCAGGAAGAAAGUCUUAACGACUAUGAGUACGAAAUAGGAGAGUAUCAAUACAUUGUAAGUUUUCAGAAAUCCGGUAAACAUUUUUGUUCGGGAUCUAUAGUGACCAGCACGAGGAUUUUCACAUCGUGUAACUGCGUGGCGCAGUGGAGUAACAACUUAAAGAGGGCAGUGGCAAUUAACACGGAAUCUAUUAAUAUCAUCGCAGGAAGUAAGUAUUUAAAUCCUAGUGGUGUUAAACACCAGAUGAGAACGGUGGCACAAUUUCAAAUGCAUCCGCAGUGUAGUAAAUUAAGCGAAAGCACUUGGACAUCGAAUUUAGCAUUCGCGAUACCCUCGCAUCCUUUUGGGUUUAACGAAUACGUCUCUGCAGUGCCGAUCUUUUCACACGAGACCAAAGUCCUUCUAACGGCGUUAUCCGAACUCAUCAAUGUCCAAGGGUGCAUCACUGUCGGUUGGUCGUGGGCGGAAUCGAAUCGAACCGAACUGACUCUAUUUCAAGUCAACAUUAUGAAGUACAAAGACUGCAUCAACAUCAGUUGCGAUAAAGACGCCGAACUCUGCUUGCCGAACGGCUUAGAAUACGUCUGCGGCAAAGAGAAGAACAAAUCGGACGAGAUAUGCACCGGAGACUUGGGCAGUCCUCUUAUUUGUUACGGUUAUUUAUGGGGUGUAGAAGGAUACCGGCCAAACUGCGGAUCGGGCAGGCCUAGUUUAUAUUCGGUCAUUUUAGCAAAUAUGGGAUUUUUUAAAAGCGCCUUAAACCGAGCCGCUGUAACGUACAUUUGUGCAUUAGCAAUGAUGGUUAACGUCUGUCUACUCUAUCUUCGAUAACUAGCUAACAAUUUGUUCAAAUUAAA
Cimex lectularius (bed bug) is the source of this 942-nucleotide messenger RNA. RefSeq names its product ovochymase-2-like. Lineage: Eukaryota; Metazoa; Arthropoda; Insecta; Hemiptera; Cimicidae. Bases 26 to 916 code for a protein of 296 amino acids. The transcript has a single exon. Gene Ontology annotation, molecular function: serine-type endopeptidase activity. The record is from RefSeq and is a predicted model, not a curated record. Gene Ontology annotation, biological process: proteolysis.